CAGCAGCAAAUUCUACUCAAAUUUCACGAGCUCCGCAUCGAGUCUCGGAUUAACCUUUGUUGAAAAUUCGAGUCUUCGCCUGAUGAUGCACACAGAACGUGCCCUUGCACGUGUUUAAAAAAUUUCAAUACGUCCUCAUAUUUUGCCUAUUGCAAUUAAAAUGGAACGUCGAGAAAAAUAACAAAUAAAUGAUCCUGCGCCUCUUGAAUUGACGCGAUGUCAACAGUUACUGAACAUUUGUCCACGUUGGAAAGCUUGUUGGAUAGUAUCUACGUUCCGGUUUGUUUCGCUGCUUUCGCGGCAUUUGCCGCCAUUUGGAUAACGAUUUUCCAGAUUCCUGGAAAAGGUAAAAAUAUAAGGAAGGAAGACGACGUUCUCGAUCACGAAGAUUGUCAUCAUGGCAGCGAAACGUCAAGCUGUCUUCAUGAGUCCCACGAAAAUUGUGAUCAUGACUGCAUGCAUCAUGGAGCUGGACAAAUUUCGGAUGACGGUGACCAUGCAGACAUUUCACAAGUGGAAGAUUCCGGUUACUGUAACGUAACAGAAUAUCAUCGGGCACAUCAAACGCUUGUCUCUGAUGGUCGCGUCCGACGGUCUGUCAAGUUUUCUCCUGUCACGUUUGCUGAGCAUUCGAUUGUUCAUGGUGUCAGAGCGGAGAAGCUCAGCGAAGAGAACUCCAUUUCACAGGGAACCAUGGACGACAUCAGCGGCCUGCAAGACACCAUCAGCCAAAGUCAAAAGCACCCGAAGCACAGGUCAUCCAGGGCCCACAGGAGUCGCAAACCCCGCUCAGGAACCCCAACCACAACCACAACCAACAGCAUCAGCACUAGCCCAAAGGCCAGCAAGAACUGUAUUCUCAAUAAACCAUACUGUCCGAUUGGAGACGUGAGGCAAAGCUCGACGGAUGCCUUUGAAGCUGCUGGCACUGGUGCUAGUGAAGACCACGUUUACUACAAUUCCGACGUGGAGCCCAUCAUGCUCGCUGUGGCGGCUGUGGAUGAAGCUGUCAAAUUGAGUACCACUGCUGGUGCCAGGACUUCUUCUGGAUCCCUGAGGGAUAGAGCAGCUGGUUCGCCACCAGAGGCCGACAGCAGCACCAGUAGAAGCAUCAGUCGCCUUCUUUCCAAGCCGGUGCUCAGGAGCAAAUUCUCUGCUGUUCCUUUACUUGGAACAAAGGCGGAAGAAAAAGGAAGGUUUGGAUCAUGGACGAAGUUGGAACCAGUAGAGCAAAGCGGUGGAAUUAUUGCCAGAAGAUCUAGACACGGCUCUGACUCAGGAAGUAGCAUUAUUGGUGCAUCAUAUCAAAGUGGUAGCAGUUCUAGGAACAGAGUCACUUUCAAACUCGACGAAGAGCAAACCGCCGUACAAGACUUCAUUGAGGAUUUGGCGAAAGUCGAACACCCGAGGAGGAUGAGUGAAACAUCCAUCAAACUUGACAAUACACAGGCCAAGGUUUCUUGGGGAUACAAGCAAAAGACAAGUAAGAAAUUGGACGAUUCGAGAGACGAUGAAAACACGUUUUCGUUGAAACGAGAGGGUAAAGCUUUUACCCCUCGAAUUGAAGAAAAAGAACUUUCAAUUACCCCCCGUGCUGCACCCGGAAGCAAAGCUGUUCAGACGGAGAUUACCAUUCCAGACGAGUAUUCUACCCCGUCAGUCGGGCAAGAAUUUCCGAGAGAGGAAAGAAACAAAACCCAACCCCUGGAUAUUUCCCGAAGAAGCCAGUCUGGCAGCGAAGCGGAAGAAGGCGGACUUUUGCACGCAGAAGCAGCUGCACCGAUUUUGCAGCUUUUUAAGACAACAAAGAAGCCGAUCAUAAUUGAAAGGCUACACGCACCGUAUCCCCUUGGUUCAUUGUUGAUGUACCCGUGUCCAGAAGAGGGAUUAGUGUUCAGGAGCAAUUGCAUGUAUGAGAAUUCUCAUAUCCUGCCUCUGGAAUCAAAAGCCUUUCAAGAAUUCAGAAAUUCAGACUCAACAGAAAAGCGCGUCAGGUCACUUCAGGAUCAAGACCUGUUUGACCAUAACGACAGCAAUGACAACAACAACAAGUCGCCAUUAUUGCUAGUCCAGCAUUGUGUGUCUCAGAUUCAUCAGGGCCAAGAUCAAAUCGCAGCAACUACAGCACUCAUCGAACAUGAUCCAGCAACUGCUGAGGAUCGUGAGGACGGUGAACACGAAAAGAGUGACGCUUUGCGGCGUUCUAGAAGACACAAGAAAGAAGAUCGUGGGUGUCAUUCGGUGAAACUGGUGUGUGCUUCUUGUCCGUGUGGGAGCCAGCAGCAAGGCUGUAAUACGACGACGGGACACGUCGGGGAUUUCAUGCAGCCGUUUUGUCAAACGCAGGGAUUUCCGUGCGCGGAAAAGAUGGCGGAUGUUGCCCAUAACUUCCAUUGUCAAUUGGAAGCCAGUCGGUUCACUUUACCAACGCCUGAUGGCUUUGAAACCGCAAAAAAUAAUAUUCUGGCAAUUGUUCCGAGAGAUUCCAUAGAGUAUAUCUCCGAAGAUUUUAAGAAAUUUGAAGAAACCAGAAGUUGCGAACCACAGCAAGAUAAAUCCCAGGGCAAAGACGAGAACUUGGAAAAGAAAGAAGAGCCUAGAUCAAGUUUCCAGCAAUUCUUACCCUUGCCUGGAGAAGUGACACCUACCGGGAGUCUGACAACCAUCGAAACAUCAAUAACGCCAUCGGUUGGAAAUCAAAAACCUGCUAGAAAAGUCAAGAUUGUGAAGAAAAUCGUGAAACCCGUCAAAAGCAAACCAGAAGGCAAUAAUGCUGAGGCGACCCGUAAGCCAACUGACGAAAUUCCCGCCACUCCUCCUGCCUCGCCAAAAUCCAGGAAAUUCAAGAAAAUUGUCAAAGUCGUGAAACAGGUCAAGGCAAGCGGCAGUAGCAAGUCCGCCCAAACAAAAACUGGAGAGGAUUCUCUCUUGCAAACUGCUUCAAGAUCAAUUUCCGGCCAAAAUAAGGAAACGUCCGGGAAAGUAGUUGGCAAGCAUCUGGCUCCACGUACCGAGCAGUUGCUUACGGCUAAUUUGAUUCAACAGCAGCGAAGCACGGAUAUGCAGAAUUCUUCGGGUUCGUUGCAUUCCGAAGAACACGAACCGCCUAAAACGACUGCGCAGCCACAUCAAGUUCCAAGAGAGGAAACGGAUUGUUACUUGGAUGAAGCUGAGCAUUAUCCGGAUGACAGCUGGGAAGAUGGCCAAGAGGGAAAACAGGGUUACUCUAGUGUUUUUGGUCGGUUGUCCCAUCGGGGUUAUCCUGCAGAAGUCACCAGUGAGUCACUUACUUUUGGCACUGCUGAAGGGAAAACAGAGAGCAGGGGAAAAGAUGCCCAAUCUCAUAAUUGGACCGAGUCGUCUUACUCUCCAUCACGAUACUCCAAUGUCAGGGAUUCACCAUCAUUCACCAGUCAAAAAAAGUACGCUGAUAGAUUUGGACCAUCCAACGAAGAUCCACUUGCGAUCCAACGACGAGAAGGAGAUCUUUUCGACGUUGUGCCGCCAUCAGAUGAAUAUGUACCCACGAGAGACGAUGACCAGGCGUUGGAUUCGUCGCACGCGAUGAGCCAAAACUAUUCGAAACGUUCUCCUGUCGGCGAAACCCUUCGGAAGAGUUGGCUUCAUAAUUCGAACAGAUGUAAUAUGAAAAUCUUGUCUGGUUCCCAACAAGGUGAAAUCAAGCGUAGAAAGGCUUCAGCAGAAGGCGAGGACUCUACACAGACGUCGAAAUCAGUGAGGAUAAAAUCGCACUCGCCCAAGAUACGUGGUACUUCGCCCGAACGAGAAGAUAAUAAGGAGAAAAUGUUUUCGUCCAUGUUCAUUCACAGCACGGGGGUCAUCUCAGGGAAACUUUUGAAACAAACUUUCUCGCGUAAAACAUUCGGCGCAAAAGCUUUGCACAAUGGAAACGCUGGAGACACUUCCUCCACUCUGCACUCCAUAGAUGCUCAACUAAGCGCAGAGAACACCAAAAUGUCGAUGUCCGAAGACAGACAUUCAGACGCAAGGGCUCUGAAUUCUCACCAUUCCUCAGGGGAAAAAGUUAAGAAUACCAAUUCCGAAAUAAGCGCAGCAGCUGAAAAAGCUCCUGCUAUGAUCCUUGAUCCUGGCACUGCUACCAACAAAGUAUUUAUCGUUGAAGACACGGUUGAAGCAGUCAGGGAUUCACCAUCAUUCACCAGUCAAAAAAAGUACGCUGAUAGAUUUGGACCAUCCAACGAAGAUCCGCUUGCGAUCCAACGACGAGAAGGAGAUCUUUUCGAUGUUGUGCCGCCAUCAGAUGAAUAUGUACCAACGAGAGACGAUGACCAGGCUUUGGAUUCGUCGCACGCGAUGAGCCAAAACUAUUCGAAACGUUCUCCUGUCGGCGAAACCCUUCGGAAGAGUUGGCUUCAUAAUUCGAACAGAUGUAAUAUGAAAAUCUUGUCUGGUUCCCAACAAGGUGAAAUCAAGCGUAGAAAGGCUUCAGCAGAAGGCGAGGACUCCACACAGACGUCAAAAUCAGUGAGGAUAAAAUCGCACUCGCCCAAGAUACGUGGUACUUCGCCCGAACGAGAAGAUAAUAAGGAGAAAAUGUUUUCGUCCAUGUUCAUUCACAGCACGGGGGUCAUCUCAGGGAAACUUUUGAAACAAACUUUCUCGCGUAAAACAUUCGGCGCAAAAGCUUCGCACAAUGGAAACGCUGGAGACACUUCCUCCACUCUGCACUCCAUAGAUGCUCAACUAAGCGCAGAGAACACCAAAAUGUCGAUGUCCGAAGACAGACAUUCGGACGCAAGGGCUCUGAAUUCUCACCAUUCCUCAGGGGAAAAAGUUAAGAAUACCAAUUCCGAAAUAAGCGCUGCAGCUGAAAAAGCUCCUGCUAUGAUCCUUGAUCCUGGCACUGCUACCAACAAGGUAUUUAUCGUUGAAGACACGGUUGAAGCAGGUCCACCUGCUGAUCCCAGAUCAACCCCGAAGACCACAGAAAACUCGCCGCGGGAUGACCAGCAAAUGGUAUCUCCCGAAGUCGAAGUGCUAGCAUCCCCGAAAAUUCAAGAAACUCGGGUCUCAGAAACAGGCAUAGCUGAUCAUUACCAAAUAUCUUCCCAGAAUGAUCUUGAAGCGGAAGAUGGACGAAACCGGAACGUCUCCGACCCUGCAUUAUGGACCCCGCUCUCCGAUGCGUUUUCUUCUCCAGAGAAUCCAAUCGCCUUGAAGCCCGAAGAUGGGAUGAUCCCCUCGUCACAACUCAUC
This is a messenger RNA of Notodromas monacha, 5238 nucleotides long. The record is from the annotation of a GenBank genome assembly. NCBI's taxonomy places the organism in Eukaryota, Metazoa, Arthropoda, Ostracoda, Podocopida, Cyprididae.